This is a messenger RNA of Xiphias gladius (swordfish), 1600 nucleotides long. It is a transcript of the gene mrps26, whose product is annotated as mitochondrial ribosomal protein S26. NCBI's taxonomy places the organism in Eukaryota, Metazoa, Chordata, Actinopteri, Istiophoriformes, Xiphiidae. The record is from RefSeq and is a predicted model, not a curated record. The coding region runs from base 195 to 818 and encodes 207 amino acids. The transcript is spliced from 4 exons. Gene Ontology annotation, cellular component: mitochondrial small ribosomal subunit.
AACAACGUCCCCCUUUGCUAAUUACUUCCCCUCGGUCAGAGGACAACAAAAUGGCCGCUGCUUCACGUCGCUAACACUUCUGCCUCAAUGUUACAACGUUAAGUGCAACGGCGUGCGCUUCGAUUAACCGUCGCAUUUUUUUUUUUUUUACCGUUUGCGGACCCCCGCACCUGUGACCACUUAUCGACGCCGCCAUGCUCCAGGUUUUCGGCGGCAGGAGCGUCCGGGCGGCCGGGCUCCUCGCGCCCAGGGGCGCCGUGCUCGUGGAGGCCGUCCGCGGCCGAAAGUCCCGCAGCGACCCGGUGGCCAAGUCCAAAGAGGGGCGGAUCAAGGUGCCCCCCCCGGUCGAUCCCGUGGAGAUGGUGGUGCUCAAGGAGAGGUACACGGAGUACCAGAUGAUCAUGAGGGCGCUCCGUCUGGAGUUUAAGGAGGAGGUGCUGCGGAAGAAGUACGAGGAGGAGACGGGCUCUCAGGCGGAGGAGAGGGCGAGGCAGGAGGCGGAGGAGCACCGCGCCCUCAUGGCCUGGAACGACCAGGAGAACCUGCGCGCGCUCAGAAUCAGAAUGACGAGGAUCCGGAGGGAAGAGGAGGAAUCUGCGCGCGAGAAGUUAGAAGCAGCCGUUAAGCGUGAACAAGAACAGCAAGAAUUCAUCAAAGAAAAAGAGAGGGAAAUUUUGCAGUUGCAGGAGGACGCAAAGAACUUCAUCACCUUGGAGAACUUGGAUCAGCGUAUCGAAGCGGCUCUGGACAACCCAAAGAACUACAACUUUGCCAUCGACAAAGAAGGCAGAGUUGUCAAACAGACAGUGCUGCAGUGAAACGGCGGAGCAACCUGUGCGUGUCUGUCUCAGACGAAAAACAAAGGCUGACGCCCGUGUUUGGUUUUUUUUUUUUUUUUUGUUAACCCUGGAAGCGAAUUUUCUUCAAACACGAACGCUGGAAAAAACUCUCGGGGUGAGAAGCUCUGCGGUGCCCGUAAACUAAGAAGUAUUUUUGAAAUCAUUCAUCAGCAGAUAACUCAGAUAAUCUGCAUGAAAUUUGAAGUGAUUUAAAGUAGUUGUUGUUGGUGGUGGACAGGCAUCGUGUCAUCAGAAGAGUAUAUGAGCUUGGACUCGGUUUGGCUUUUGACAGAAUGAGACCAUAUUUCCAACUUUACCCGGACACUUCUGUCAUGUGACCAGCCGUUUAACCAGGCUGCCUUUAUUUUUCACACGUCUCCUUUAUAUUCUUCCUUAUCACCACAGCGUGUUCUUUUGAUCGUUAUCUUGAUAUGUAAUGUAUAUAAAGUAAAUUAAUGUUUCUUGGAGUUUCCUCUAAAUCUUAUCGGAUGAAAAUAAGAUCACCUUUUUUUUCCUUUUCUUUUUUUUUUUUUUAAUCUACAUUUUCCGUAACUACUCAGCCUCUAAACCAAUGAAUACUUACUUAGGAACUGUCUAUUUUCAUUUUCCUUUUUACAACAUAACGUCAAAGUGCGAGAAACCAUAGCAAGACAAGAGGACUCCGUUAUUUUACAAUGUCCAUUCAAGAGAUGUUCCACAAUAUGCUCAUUGGGUUCUCAAACUUUCCACCUUUAAAAAAAAAAAAAAAAAAAAAAAAAAAA